Messenger RNA from Saccharomycodes ludwigii, 1635 nucleotides. RefSeq lists its product as uncharacterized. Bases 1 to 1635 code for a protein of 544 amino acids. The record is from RefSeq and is a predicted model, not a curated record. Gene Ontology annotation, cellular component: endoplasmic reticulum. NCBI's taxonomy places the organism in Eukaryota, Fungi, Ascomycota, Saccharomycetes, Saccharomycodales, Saccharomycodaceae. Gene Ontology annotation, biological process: membrane organization; endoplasmic reticulum tubular network organization. The transcript has a single exon.
AUGACUGAAUACAAUAAUAAUUCAAAUUUCAAACAAUCCAUUGAUAACCAUACUUCUUCAGCAAGUGUUGACAAUUUUAUUACAAGUAGUACUGUCCUUUCAAAUCAACAAGAAAACGAAGAAAGCGAUAUGAGAAAAUCAGUGGAUUCUGUUCGUCACCGUAGUAACUCAAAUGCUAAUAAAAAUAAAACUACUGGCAAAAGUCAUCCUUAUGCUAAACUGCCAGUUAGAUCAACUGUCGUUGAUGACGACCAUAUAAUCUGGAAAACUAAACGUUCUAAUCAUGAAGAAGAUGAAACUACCAAGAAGAUUAAACAUUUAAGUUCAUCUUCACUUAAACGUAACCCAUCUACUGCUUCAAAUAGCAGUACAAAAAGAAAAUCAAUGCUACCAUCGAUUGAUUUCUCCGAUAAUGCCAAUACUUCUUUAGGAAAUUUGAAAAGCCAACAGCCUUUGCACAAUGGCCCAACUCCAAUCAGUAAGCCUGUACCUUCUGCUACAUCUACCGCUGCUACCUCCACCGCUAAACCUGCUACAUCUACUGCUGCUACCCCUGCUGCCAAACCUAUUACCUCCACUGCUGCUACCUCCACAGCUAAACCUGCUACAUCCACGGCUGCUACCCCUGCUGCUGAACCUGCCGGUGGUGCUGUGCCAAACACUAACUCUCUUUCCAAUAAAAACAAACAACAAAAUAAUGAAACCGUUCUGCCAUCUUCAACUAAUUCUGAAAGUAACACUACUACAACAGCAAAAGAAGAGAAGAAAAAUGAAAAACUGGCUUUCUUUGAUGAACCUGCAGCACACGGCAAACAUAAAGAAAUUAGAAAGAUCGAUAAUACAUUUGCUAAAACCCUACAUAAAAAAUACAAAUUGUGGGAACUUGGCCACAUUGUUAUGUUAACAUUUGGCUGCUUGUAUUCAGUUUUCUAUUUCUAUCAUAGUGCGACAUUUUACCGUUACCGUAGUUGGAAAACUUUAUUUUUGUUGACUAAAAAACAAAUUCGUUCCGAUAAUGGUUACGGGUGGUUAAAUUGGAAAUUUUGGAUCAUAACUUUAUUGUUUAAACAUAUUCUGUUCAACCCAUAUGUUUGGUAUCAUAUUGCUUGUUUAGGCUCUUUGUUGGCCCAUUAUAUUAGUUUAGAUCAGGCCACUAAAUCAAGUUUUUUUUAUUUAAGUUAUUAUGACUUAAUAACUAUGGACAACUUUCAAAAUAUGUGUGUUUUGUUGCUAUGGUUUUUCACUAGACCAAGUUUUUAUAAGAUUUUACCAAACAUGAUGUUAAGCUACUUCCACCUAUUCGAAGCCAAGAAACCGAAGUUAAGUAAAGUAGGUGAUACAUUAUUGAAGAGUUUUGCCUACACCGACUACUUUAUUAUGUUUAUCCUUAUUCUAGAAACCAUUUUAUUUAAAGGUACUGCUGGGUUUGUCUUGACCAUUUAUUUUAUGAUUUUUUGGUUGAAACUAAACUUCACUGGCUAUACUCAAUAUGCUACUCUAAGUUUAUUGGCAAAAUUUGAUCAUAAAGUACCACCAAAGUAUCAAGACCAAUGGAAAAAUAUUAAAAAAUUCUUUCUACUAAAGUUGGAUGAAAAGUACAAACAGAGAGAAUUAUACAUGAAAAAGACACGUUAA